AUGUCGCUGUCGACCAUUGUGAAGCAGACCUUUCGUGAGCUGGAGGAUCUGCAUGCAAAAGAGGUCCGGGAGAAGCUGAUCAGCCUUCGCAAUUUGCCGACGGUCGUACCUGGCACGACUCUGUGCGUUUUUGGCUGGCCCGCCGAAUGGUUUGCAGAGGAUGUGCUGAAGACUGUCGAGGCAUGGGGCUGUCGGGGCCAGAUUGAUUUCCUCUACAUGCCGCGCGACUUUCGAUUGGGUCGAUCCUUCGGCGAGUGCUUCUUCAACGCAAUCUCAGUUGACGAGGUCCUGAGCCUUUGGGCGAAGAUGGAUGGCAAGUGGCUACGCGGUCAGCAGUUGAGGGUCCACUGGGCCACCAAAGUGCAGGGCCUUGACGCGCUCAUCGAGAAGUAUCGCAACUUCUCGAUCAUGCAUUCGUCGGUCCCAUGGGAUGCAAAGCCCCUUCUGCUGACAGAUGGUCUGCACACGCCCUUUCCACCCCCAACGCGGAAGCUUACCAAGCCACGGCUGCGACCACCGGGCAAGUAG
Molecule: messenger RNA, 528 nt
Organism: Symbiodinium natans
Lineage: Eukaryota; Dinophyceae; Suessiales; Symbiodiniaceae
Source: the annotation of a GenBank genome assembly